Molecule: messenger RNA, 5319 nt
Organism: Eupeodes corollae
Lineage: Eukaryota; Metazoa; Arthropoda; Insecta; Diptera; Syrphidae
Product: ral GTPase-activating protein subunit beta
Exons: 16
Coding region: 1-5145 (1714 amino acids)
Biological process (GO): regulation of small GTPase mediated signal transduction; activation of GTPase activity
Molecular function (GO): GTPase activator activity
Source: RefSeq, a predicted model, not a curated record
AUGUACUCCGAGUGGGCUUCGCUGUCUGCGACUAUAGCGGCCAAUAGUGCCGAAGCACAGUCGUCUAGUGUCCUUAAUAAAUUCCCAGCUUCGGCCGGCAAGGAAGUUGCUGUUUCGGUUGUCAAGCAGCUGGCCUCGAAUCUGGGAAUAACACAAAAUGCUGAACCAAGCCAUUUGGUCAAAGAUGAAGAGGUUGUUUGGUGCAUGGACGUGAUUUGUUUUGGUCUAUCGCUCCCUCUGCAGGAGCACGAGACCAUUAAGGACUGUGUGAACAUAUACUGUGAGUGGUUGACUGCCAUGCAUCCGAAUCCGAGGAUAAGUGUCCCCAAGCCGAUCUGUGAUGACCCGAAUAUGUACUGCAGAAAAAUCAUCAGUCACUUUCAUAACCUAUUUGUCCCGCGACAAGGCGAAAUCUUACCUUUUUUGUAUCAACCUUUGGGUGCAGAUAAAAUCAAUCGUCAAGCGGUCCUCUGCCAUCGGGUUCUGCGGACUCUCCAACAAACUGCACAAAUAUCCCAGAUAAUGGAUCGUGAGACGUGGGAAGCUUUGCUCUUGUUUCUCCUGGCAAUCAACGAAAUCCUCCUGGCUCCCCCCACCGUCAAAGAUGAUGUUGGUGAUCAACUUUGUGAGCGAGUGCUGAGUGUUCUCUUUGAAGUUUGGCUCUUAGCGUGUGUCCGAUGCUUCCCAUCCCCAUCGCUUUGGAAGACCCUUCAGGAGUCCUGUGCCCUUUGGAGACAUCGAAUAGCUCUGAUUGAACAGUGGAAUCGGGUGAAUCUGGCUUUAACCUCGAGAUUGAUAAAAUUUAUGUUGGGCCCAACAUUUCCAGAACUCAAAAUCUCCGAUGAAGAUGCACAAUUAAUUCCAAGUGGAAUAACAAAUGAAUGUGUUGCACAAACCUGGUAUCGCUUCCUACGGACAAUUGGCAACCCGACAGCGCUUUGCUAUCCUCAUAUUAUAAGCAAAACCUCUCAUUUUAUGCAAUGGGCUCUCACUCGUGACAAAGGAGCCGAACCCUAUCAACAUCCUUGUCUGCUGCUUCUUCCACAAAUUUUCCUCAAAGCUAUAAAAGGCAUUUCAUCUCAGGUUGAUGCGUACUUGGGUAUCUAUCAGCCAUCACAUAGUCAUGAUGAAAAUAUCACAAAUCUAAUGGACAUUCGUUCGUCAUUGAGCGAUGCCAUUCACGGUAGCGGUGGUUCUGGUUUAAAUCAUAAUACGCAUCAUUUAUUUGGUUUUAGUUCUGGUGGUGCAGGUGGUAGUAGUUCUAGUAAAUCAGGAGCAGGAAUCGCCUCUGAAAAUAGUGGUGGUUCUUCGUUUCUUAGUGGCUUAAGUGGCAAUACGGCCACACAUGCACUUAAUGCUAUAAUUGGCCAUCAUCAUCAUCAUCAUUCGUCUAGUGCUAGUAAUAAUAGUUCUGCGUCGUCGUCGUAUGGAACUCCAUUGACAUCAACUACAUCGGGUUUAGGGAGUAGUAGUGUUGGAACUGGAGAACAUUUACCACAUUCACCAACGCCACCAUUGCAAAGGCGUUUGGCUAAGAGUUUUAGUGUGGCGCCAUCAAUAUCACAACAAAAGGGUUUAAGUAAAGCAGCUUUGAUUGGAUUGACAACAUCUCGAUCCCAGAGUACCCAACCACCGCUUACUCCCACAUCUGGACCUCCAUCAUCGAGUAGUUUAAAUUCUCUUCCAUCCAUGGGAUCCGAACCUCGAGCACAAUUGGCACCAAAUCGUCCCACGUGCAAUAGUAUUUUACAUCUUUUCGGCGAAUGGUUAUUCGAGGCUGCUUACAUCGGUGGUGAUUCGUGGUUAGUGAAUGCAAAACGACAAGCUUCCGAAGCCAACAAGAGACCAUCAUCGAUGGUAAUGGAGAAUCGUAAAGGAAGCAUUUCCUUGUCCCAUCCCAAUUCUAGUAGUGAUCCUGCGAAUCUACCCCGAAGCCUGACCAUCGAUAAAUUCGAAUCAGGACGUGCUGAAGCUAUUGGUGCGUUGUGUAAGAUUUUCUGCUCCAAGAAGACAGGAGAAGAAAUUCUCCCGGUCUACUUGGCCCGAUUCUAUAUGGGCCUGCAACAGUGUAUGAAAAUAGCCGAACUUAAAGAAUGUGAUGAAACAUUGGCUUCGAUUUUGUUGAAUUCAUCAGAUUUAUUUCGAUUGGAUUUGGAUGGGAUUCAUGUCCUGUUACCAAUAUUUAUAACCGCCCUGGAGGUGGUUCUGCCUGAAAAGGAUUUGAAAAUAAAAUCUCAAGCGAUGAAUUAUAACAAAAUCGAACUACGAAGGGCGUCAAUUAAUAUCCUCCUGUCGAUGUUGACGCUGCCUUUGCACUUCCAGACAUUACAAAUUCGAGAUUUGAACAAUGGACCUGCAGAGAGAUCGAUUACGUUCAUUCAACUGAAGCCGCGCCUCAUCAACGUUUUGAUGAAUGCCCUGCAGGUGGAAACCGAUGCACAAAACACCCACAUGCUGUUGGGUGGGCUUUUGCUCACUGUUCAGGACUCUGUAAAUUUCGAGGAAAUCGAAAUGAGGUCGGACAAUAUGCCUUCGGCAUCGCCUCAGCCAGGCCCCGACACCAACAUCUUUAGCUCAGCCUGUUCGGAAAGAUCAGCUUCGAUAGCAAGUGGCGGAAAUGUUAGUUUGGGUGCGCAUAGUACAACGACAAUUGGAGGUGGUGCAACAGGAGGAGGAAGUGCUGCGACUUUCACAGGUGGUAAAGGUUCAGUUGGACGUGAUAGCUCCUCGCAACAUGAUUAUCCCAGUUUGACUGUCUCCGAUGAUUUCCCAGUGGAAUUAUUACAAGAAUUUGAAACAGCUUCCGUCUAUGAUAAUGCACAUGCUCUGUUCGUGCGGGCCACAUACCUUGUGUGUCAUCGAUUGAUUUCCUCAUGGAAGACUGAUCUAAAUGUAUCGCUGGCAGCGCUCGAGCUCCUUUCGGGGCUCGCGCGUCUUCAGAUCCGGGAUUCAGCCAGGAAACUAACAAACGAACAAUUAGUAGCAAUUGAAGAACCAAGUCAAAAUCUAACGAUCAUUUCCACAGACGCUCUAGAAUGCAAGCGAGCGGUGAAGUGGAUAUGCGACUACAUCUGCUAUCAGUGUUCGAGGCCGCCGCCUGCUCAUAGCAAGGAUUUGCAUAGCACUAUUGUGGCGGCAUUCCAAUGUACGUCGGCGUGGUUAAUGCAACAUCCGUACCUGCUGCAGGAUCAAGAUUGCUUUAAGACGGUGAUAGAAGUUGUAGAAUUGGGUAUAUCGGGCUCGAAGAGUGUGGGGAAACCUGGCGAGCCUCCGAAAUACAAAGACCAAAAAGAAUUGAAGCCCGUGUCGAUGAGGGUGCGAGAUGCCGCCGAUAUAUUGCUGACAAUUAUCAUGGAACAAGUUGGUUAUUUUCCCAAAGAGUUUAGGGCAUCGGAGACGCUUUCGUCGCUGUUGGACGAAGUUAGUUUGGUGAAGUUUUGUAAUUCUGUCGAUGCCAAAACUUUGACCAGGGAACAGGCUGUGCAGAAGUUCAAGUAUUUUGUGACGGAGAACUCGACGAUUCUGGGUCUGCUGGAGGAACCGCUGGGGAAUGCCGAGGAUCAAAUGCCAUCUCUAACGUUGCUUCUUCGAAGUCCCUUUGGUCGGCAUGCGUGGUACUUUGAAAUACGUUACCUGCCUCGGAGUAAAUCGGGGAAGAAACACGCCCCCGUGAAUCCAGGACGGCCGGUGCCGAUGAGCGAUCCUCCGAAGGUAGAGUUACCUCCGCAAAAGCACUAUCCCGAUGGUGUGGAGAAAGCCGUACCAUGUGCGGCAGAUUACUCCAUACCUACUAUUGAGCAAAUGCGAGAACAAUAUGGCACUGAUUUGAUGAAUCGUUGGGAUAAGUUGAUUGAAAAUCAAGCGGUCUUGGAGAAGUUAGCCGCCGAAGAAACUCUAAGAUCUGGGGAGACAUUGGGUCCUGCUCAAGAGUGUUUUCCACCGACGCCUGUGGAACUGAAAGGAACCGCCCGUUUGUUUCUCUCACAAUUUGGAUUUAUUAACUAUGAAAUGGAUAAUAAAUUUGAAGAAAUUCCAGGCUAUAGAGAUUUGAUAGCUUUGGAUUCGUCGCGCAAGAAUUUUAUCCAAGACCUAAAUUAUCUGGAUAAGUUGAGUGUUCGAAGUCACGAUACAGUUCAUGUGUUCUAUAUGAAAUCGGGACAGAAGACGGCGGAUGAAAUCAUUGGCAAUAUGAAUGCAGAAAACAUCAAGACACUAAACCACAAUUUCGGAAGGAUGCUUCUGACCCUCGGCUGCCCAGUAGAGGUCGAGGAACAUUGCGGGUGGACUGGAUCUAUGGCGACCAGCUGGAUUUUGAGAAAUACAGACCCCGACGCGCCUCGCGAGAAGAUCGAGGAUUUUCGGUUCAAUGGGAAGUCAUGUGUUUUAUAUUGGGCUGAUGUUAGCUCGGAAAUAGCUUUUGUAGUUCCAUCCAAAUGGAAUCGUCAGAAAAAGCCUCAGACUACAGAAAUGGCGGGGGCAGCGGCGGGUACAUCGACAGAUGGCGGGUGUUUAUCGCAUUCGGCUAGUGACAAGAGCGUUUGGAAUGAAAAAAAUGUCUCAGCUGAUGCGGCCACAAGUCGGCCUUCAUCAUCAACAUCGACUGCUGUUGGACAAAAACCCAGAACGUUAUCUCUUGAAUUAGACCAAACCAAGGAGCCAGUGCCACCGACGAGACGAAAAAACAUUACCAAACCAUUGUUGAUACCCCAACCACCUGCGAAGAUUUUCGUCGUUUGGAUUGAGAGUUUCGAGGAUUAUCUCAAUUUUCCAAUUGAGGAUCUUCUUUGUUACACCUGCACUGGUGAGGAAUCUCAAGUAUCACAAACUCCUAAGGCCAGCGAUUGUCAUGUGAUCUUCCUGCAUGCGCUGCAAACUGGACUGCUGCGAGUUAAGUUGCAAGGUCCUAGCGGACGCAUGAGCUUUGCCACUCCUCUAGUCGAUGGUAUGGUGCUAAGUCGGCGAGUUGUCGGUAAUCUGGUGCGACAGACGGCACAUAACAUGGGCAAACGAAGAAGACUCGAUCAUGAUGGAUUCCAGCCUCCUCAUGUUCGACGGCGCAUCAAAGUCGAGGAUAUAGUCCAGAAAUACAAAUUUAAUUUUUCACGACAUGAACUGGUAGCACAUCUUUUCGAGGGAGCAACGUAAUAAUAGUUUUUAACAGUAUUAAGAAAAAGUAAAAAAACAACAACAGCAAAGUUACAAAUUCGUAUUUUUUCACUCCUUCCCUAUUUUCUAACUCAAAGUAAUUAAUUAAUUAUUAUUAUUAUUAUAUUGUUAAAGCAUUUAUAUUUGUUUUUAUUUUGAUUAUUAAUUAGUAAU